GCGGAAAUAGACGUUUUUACAAAGUCACGAUGAUUUGACAAUACAGCCCUGAAGGCAGGUUCUUAAUGGUCGCGUUUUACUUUAGUUACUCUACAGCAGAGGCACAUGUCAAUCAUUAUGAUGUCAUUGUCGUUUUAAAGUAGCUGUCAAACUAAAACAUAACCAGUUAGUCCAGCUCGCACCCGUCCUUCCAGUCGCUCCGCUAUUACAGUCUGGACGUUUUAUCAUGUGGGUUUUCGGUUAUGGGUCUCUCAUAUGGAAAGUGGAUUUUCCUUAUGAGGAAAAAAGAAUAGGAUACAUUAAAGGGUUCAGCCGUCGGUUUUGGCAGGGCAGUACCGACCACCGAGGAGUACCGGGGAAGCCUGGCCGGGUCGUGACACUGGUGGAGGACCCUGAGGGGUGCGUUUGGGGUGUUGCCUACAAGCUGCCGACAGGCCGGGAGCAGGAAGUGAAGGACUACCUCGACCACCGAGAAAAAGGUGGCUAUCAGGUCAUCACAGUGACCUUUCACCCCCGUCCACCGCUCACUCCACCGCCCAACCAGACGCUGCUCUACAUUGGCUCUCAGGACAAUCCAAACUACCUCGGCCCCGCCCCUCUGGAGGAGAUAGCCAACCAGAUCAUCAGCUCUACUGGUCCAAGCGGGCAAAACAUAGAGUACCUGUUUCAGCUGGCUGAUGCUGUGAGGAAAAUUCUGCCGGAGGACUCAGACACACACCUGUUUUCUCUAGAAACUUUGGUGAAGGAAAUACUGCGAAUGGGUAGAAACACUGACACACUCAAACAGGUUGAUUGUAAUUUUAAAAAAUAAAACCUGAUCAAAGAGGCUGCAUUUGUUAAAUGAUCUCAGGGUUUAAGGUACACAUGGGGCCAGUUAGGAUUUUUGUCACGCACAGUAGAUAUGUUGGCAAGGUUUGUUUUUAUCCGUCCUGUAGGAACUAUUGUCUUCCUACCUGACUGCCCUGCAUCACCGCACAGAGAGGAAAAAUGCACCUGCUCAUAGGUGAGAGGCUCGUGCUCAUGACAGGGGAUGUAAACUUUAAACGUGGCUUCAUCAGCUCAGCUGUGACCUAAGCUAGCGUAAUUAACAUAGUUAGCUAGCCUCCCAGCCACGAUUAGAUGCACUCUUCCUUCUGCGUGGUGAUUCGUAAAGAAAAUAGUUCCUACACAAAACAGCUGGUCUGUGGAUCAUCGAGUAAGUGGGUCAUUAUUUCUGCAAAAAAAGACAUCGCUCUUGAGUUUUUCGGCACUUUGAGCACCACAAAUGAAGUGUUAUACUUGAAAGAGGGCAGACAUCUCUUCAGACUAAAUAGUACUGUACGUUUGAGAAAAGAUGUGUAUGUAUUAUUGAUUUUUGUCCCUGAAAAAGACAUCAUUGUAACUGUUUCUGAAGAUGCUCCUUUGGUACAUGAUCUCCCAUCUCUUCCUGAUAUAAAAACCGAAUUUCAAGACCAGAAUCAUCAUCAUCAUGCUUCUGUAAACACACUAUCGCCCAGUGUACAACUGCACAAGUACACCACAUGGCUUAGACUGAACCUAUCAGCUCUGCUUUUCCCUCAUUCUGCCGGCAUAUGUGUCUCAGCACAGUGAACGUAUCAAAGACUGCAUCCGAAAAAAAAAUAAUGCAGAAUAAAAAUGGUGACAGCUC
Molecule: messenger RNA, 1648 nt
Organism: Scatophagus argus
Lineage: Eukaryota; Metazoa; Chordata; Actinopteri; Scatophagidae
Gene: chac2
Product: ChaC, cation transport regulator homolog 2 (E. coli)
Exons: 3
Coding region: 227-811 (194 amino acids)
Biological process (GO): glutathione catabolic process
Cellular component (GO): cytoplasm
Molecular function (GO): gamma-glutamylcyclotransferase activity; glutathione specific gamma-glutamylcyclotransferase activity
Source: RefSeq, a predicted model, not a curated record